CAGUGCAAAACUCUGCAGCUUGCAGAAAAUUCUUAAAGUUGUAUUGAUUGAAACCGUGCAAUUAAACAAAGACCAAUUAAACAUCCAGCGCUUAAGCUGUUUGUGUGGGUGUGUACUUGAAUCUAAACAACAACGCGAGACGAUAAACCAGCUAAGCGGUGGGCAGCGGUGUGCAGUGCGUAAAGCUGUUAAGCAGUCAGUUGUUUGGUUAAGCAGACAAAUAAACAAAUAGAUCAACGCAAGACAAGGCAAGGAACGGGCGUGGCUACGUUUUGCAUUAAAGUGGUGACGCUGGCUUGGCAACAGCAACAACAGCAGCCGCAACAGCAACAAGUAGCAUGGAAGAAGUAACGCUCACAGAGCCCGAGACACGUUUCUACAGUGAACUGUUCCUCUGUUGCGAUGUGGAGAAAACCGGCAAGGUGCCCAUGCUGAAAGCUACGGAGCUCUUUCGCUCGGCCGACAUUGCGAACGAGGCGGUGAUUGAGAUCACAGCAUUAGCUGGCAUUCCCUCGGCCGCGCUGCACAUUUCACGUGCCCAGUUCUACUCAUGCCUAAAGCUGAUUGCCGCUCAUCAGGCAGCCAUGCCUCUGCGUCAGGAACUGAUUGCGGCUACUGUGCAAUUGCCAUUGCCGCAUUUUAGCUGGAAAGAGGUGCCAACGACAACGACUUUAACGGCGACAACGACGGCCUGUGAAAAUGGUUUGAGUGCGCUGCCACCGCCACCGCCCACAGAUCGACGCAAUUCAUUGCAACGUCGUGCGGAUGCAGUGCGUCGCAAUUCACAACAGCAGCAGCAGGAUCAGCAACACGACACCUCUGAUGUGCCUAGCACCGAUUCAGAGGUAGAGCAAAACGAAUCUAGCUGUGGUGGUGAAUUUGACGAGGUUGUGGGCGUACCUGGCAGCGGCGGAGGCAGUGCGCUUGUCUCCAGCACCAGCAGCCGUGAAACGCGACGACGCGGCGCAACAUCACCGGAAGCUUGGAGUACAAACAGCGACAGUCCCACACCUACCAACAGCGUGGCUGAGCGUCCUUGGGCACAGGAAGCACUCUGGCAGGGCUUGCUCGGUGAUGAGCAUCGUCAGCUACUGGGCACGGAAGAGGAAUCUUCGGAUCGACACAGCAGCGAUGAGGACGACAAUGAAAACGAGCUGGUUACCUUGUAUCAGAUAACGCCCGAGCAACGCGAAUAUUACUACAAACAGUUCAAGGCGGUGCAAAGAGAUCCUCAUGGACUGCUAUCCGGUCAGGCGGCACGCAUCUUCUUUGAGAAGAGCCGCAUUCCUGUCGACGAGCUCCGUCACAUUUGGCAGCUCUGCGAUGUGACACGCGAUGGUGCUUUGAGUCUUUCCGAAUUUACAGCUGCCAUGCAUUUGGUGGUGCUGCGUCGCAAUAACAUUCCGUUGCCCACCAGCUUGCCGCACUGUUUGCAUCCGAAUGUGUUGCAGGCGCAGGGACAAUUGGCCCAUCAGCACAUACCUCAAGAGCCACCCGAGGCUGAUCUCCUGCAUUUGAAUGACGACGACGAGGACGAACAUACGGACAAUACAAUUAUUGCGGCCAACAUUAGUGGUGGUAGUGCCAAGGCAAGGCCUGUUGUGGUGCCCAACGAUAAGAAUAUUAUGAAUCUGAGCAGCAUUUCCACAUCCUCGCAGGCUAGCAAUAGUUCGCGUCGAGAUGUGACGCCACCGGCUGUGAAAAAUCGCAGUAUUUCCAGCUCACCCAACGGGCCGGACAAAACCGACAAAAUAAUAACAGCGGCGGCAGCAACAACAACACCAACACUGCCCGUAACUGGCAAAGACAAAAUCUGGAACUCUACGGCUGUCGCCUCUGCUGGAACAGCUACUGCGUCUAAUUCCUCUUCCACUGCCGCUGUCGGCGAUGCAAGUCAGAGCUCCAGUCAAUGGACAAAAUUCAGUGAAUCUCCCACAACCAUCAAUAAUAGCGGGGCGGUGGUGGCUGCCGCCACAACAACAACCACAGCAGCAGUUGGAGGAGCAGCUGCAGCCAACGCGCCAGCCAUCUCUAGUCCUGGUCUCAAACCAGUGCUCUUCGAUAUGAAACGCACAGCACAAGAUGUUGGCUCCAAUCCCCAAAUAUUGCAUCCAGUGCCAUUGCGUGUAACACCUAUUGGCACCGCCCUCUCAAACGUCGCCGAUGGUUCAAAUUCUCACGCCACGAAUGACAACAACAACGAGAGUAGCGUUGGAGCUGUGCGCGACACCAGUCCUAAGCCUAUUGUUGCUUCCACAACGACAGCAUCAGCGUCAAUCGCCAACAAUCAAGCGGCUCUACAAUCAUCCAACAGUAUACAUCGCGAUUCAAUACAGAACAGCGAUCUGCGUGCUAUUCAACGUCCCCAAGCAAAGAAGUUGCCGGCCAAGAAUAUUGGCGCUCUGCCGCCGCCUCCACAGCGAGAGUCGAGCGUGGGAAACAAUGUGGUUAUGACUGAGGCGCCGAUGUUCGAACCGAUGCCGACCAAUGUCGGUUAUGCCAAAAAGGAGCCGCCCCCAUUGCCGCCACCGCGUCCACAUCGGCAUGCGCGGAGCAGUAGUUUGGAUCUAAACAAAUUCAAAAUGGGCGCAACAGGUACACAACAGGCUGAGAUAACCGCACAAGCCAGUUUCGAUAUGCAAACUUCAAUUGGUUUUGCCGAUUUCACGCAGUUUGCCGACGACAGCGGUCCAGCGGCUGGGAAUGUUCUGGAGGGGAGCACCAAUGUGGCAGAGCAGCAGCAGCAUUCGCUGCCUCCUGCAGCACCGCCGCCACACAACUCGAACGCAGCUGCCACUGUGGCGCCACCCACACGCAUCUCGUUGCAAACGCAGCAGCGCGUCUCCGCCUUCGAGGUCUAUCGCAAGCCGAAUACGCCGCGCAACUCGCAGUCGCCGCCGCCUGUGCCGCCGACGCAGCCACCACCACCGGCGCCCUUCGGCGCAUUGGGCGCCACAGCCAUCUCACAGCUACCCAGUGCGGAUAAUUUUGAGAAGCGAGUGACGGCCAUCAGUGAUUCGCUCCGUCAUGUCUCCUUCAAGCAAAAUCAAACGACUACCACAGAGCUGCUUCAUCGACUGCGCGAGCAGAACAACUCGCUGCUCCAUCUCUGUAAUGAUCUCAGCGAUGAGCUUCUGAGCGUGCAGACGCGCAAGGAGGAGAUGCGUCUAAAGCUGGAGGCUGCUGCCGCCGCCAUCGAUUCCGGAGGCGCUGCGUCACGAACUGUGUCUUCAAUAUCGGCACCAGUGACGGCUAAUGUGACAGGCGGCUCCUCUGGAUCGGGCGGACCCGGACCCUCUUAUACAAAUGUUUAAGCCACAUUGAAAUUGUUAAAAGAAAAAACAGAACUCCCUUUGUUGCAUGCACAAGUUUUAAACAUAGCACUAUGUUGUUAAAUAUGCGUUAUAUCUUGUAUAUGCUUUUUUUUUGUCUUGCAGAGCUGAAUUUCAGUUGCCAAUUCUUUGCUAUUUUUACUGUAGGCUAGUUGAAUCAAACAACAACAAUAAACAAAUCAUACAACAAUAA
Molecule: messenger RNA, 3525 nt
Organism: Scaptodrosophila lebanonensis
Lineage: Eukaryota; Metazoa; Arthropoda; Insecta; Diptera; Drosophilidae
Gene: Reps
Product: ralBP1-associated Eps domain-containing protein 1
Exons: 8
Coding region: 339-3314 (991 amino acids)
Biological process (GO): endosomal transport; endocytosis
Cellular component (GO): plasma membrane; cytoplasm
Molecular function (GO): calcium ion binding; protein binding
Source: RefSeq, a predicted model, not a curated record